AUGGCCUCCAUACCGGCAUCAAACAUUUCCGAUCGACCAUUUCGAGGCGAAUGGACAGCAACUGCGUUGGUGGUCAUUCUUUGCACUGGUAUAUCCAUCAGCAAUGCCAUAGAGCUAUUGCUCCUGGUCCUCAUAACCUUCAAAAGACGAAGUGGACUUUACUUCUGGAGUUUGUUCAUCACCUCGUUCUCGGUUCUGCCUUACAGUGUUGGAUUCUUUAUUGCAUACAUUAAAACUGGCCCUCACUUGCUUGGCGAUAUCCUCAACAACAUUGGUUGGGCGAUUCUCAUAACGGGCCAGUCGAUAGUCCUCUACUCACGACUUGGGCUGUUACUACAGUCCAAGAAGACUCUAUGGAACCUGCUCAUCUUCAUUCUGGUCAACGGCUUUGUGCUCUACACCACAACAACCAUUCUUCAUUGCGGAACAUACCAUCCAAACACCAGCAUCGCAGCGCGCUUCCUCGAUGGGAUCCACAUCAUGGAAAAAGUUCAGAUGACGCUCUUUUGUAUCCAAGAGUUCUAUAUAUCUGGCCUGUACAUUCGAGAAGUAUGGCGGCUCUCCAGGGUAUUGGAGAAAGGAGGCAGAGGACGACGCACAAUGUGGGAACUUGGGGUGAUAAACAUUGUGAUUGUGGUGCUUGACAUUGCCUUGCUGGCUUUAGAAUAUCUUGGCUUUAGUAUUCUGGAGCAGGUGUUCAAGGGUGUGGCGUACAGCUACAAGCUGAAGAUGGAAUUCGCUAUCCUUGGAAAGCUGGUUGAUGUCUCUGGUGUCGGCGAGGGGAGACAUCUGGAUGAUCCCAGUAACAGCUGGGGCGAUGAAUCUUUGAGAGGCGUAAAUGGAAACGGAAGCUGGCCUGGCAAGAGGCAUUCAUGUGCCAAGUCUGAGGUGGAGCAUGUUGCAUUGGCGUGA
Molecule: messenger RNA, 912 nt
Organism: Cadophora gregata
Lineage: Eukaryota; Fungi; Ascomycota; Leotiomycetes; Helotiales; Ploettnerulaceae
Exons: 2
Coding region: 1-912 (303 amino acids)
Source: RefSeq, a predicted model, not a curated record